AUGGGCCUUGCAAAGCUACCUUUUCUGGCAGCCUACUACGCGUCGUCGUAUCUUUUCAACGGCGACCUCUCGCAGUUCGGGAAGUACUCCACCAACUUCAAGAACGUCAUGGAGAUAGUCGCUAUCAAGGCUGCAAUGAGCAUGGACAAGAGGUACUUUCGGUUGCUCAACUUCAGAACAGUGGCACAUGUUUUGCGUUACGUCGAGUCGAGCUACCCUAAAUCCACUUGCAAGCUUCCAGGUUACAACACGAAAUUUGAUGCUCACUCAUAUUGGCUUGUUAAGCAGCCGGAGAUCGGCGACGACGACACGAUUUUCAUUUAUUGCCAUGGAGGCGGGUACUUUUCUCAGCUUGGUCCAAAUCAGGUCACAGGGCUCAUACAGAGCUACCUUCUUUUGCCGGAGGAGACACGAGCCAAAUGCUCUAUAUUGAUUCUAGACUACGGGCUCACAUGCGAUGGCCACACCAUGCCUACGCAAAUCAACCAGCUUUACGAGACUUAUUACAGGGUGCGGGACAUCCACCAAAAUAUCGGGCUUAUGGGCGAUUCCGCAGGCGGGAAUUUAGCCAUUUGUUUGACGCAGCUCUUGAAGGUGAAGCAGGCACCACCUGAGGACUACCCCUUGAAGCUUUUAGUGAUUUCUCCCUGGCUUAAUGUGUAUCCUGACUUGGAUAAAGUUCCCGAGAAGUCUUCCUUACGUACAUGUUCGAAUGUGGACAUUAUACCUCUUCCCAAUACCCCAGAAGAAGAGAAGGCAAGGCUCUUCGGUGGUGUGGACAGAAAGAGCUUAUUAUACUCACCCAUGGCCAAAGAGCCACAUUUGGAGAGCGAUUGGUCCGACAUCCCCACUUUCAGCGAUCCUAGAAGAAAAGUGUUUAUGCUUUGCGGCGAGAGUGAGACCUUAAGAGAUGAAUGUCUUUGGUGGGCAAAGUAUGCUCUAGGAGUGGACUGGUAUGGCCACACGUACAUCGACGAGGACCUUGGUCCCGAGUAUUAUCACUACGAAACUGAGAACACUACGGUUUACAUGGAGCCGCAGGGGUUUCAUAUCAGUAUUUUUUUGUUCGAGAAGAAUUUGCUCCGGAAGAUUGAAAGUAACACUAUCACAAGUACCAAGCAGCUUACCGACGAGAGAAACUACGGUCUCAAGAGAUUCACAGAUUUUUUAGAGAAGGCACUUUGA
Molecule: messenger RNA, 1185 nt
Organism: Candidozyma auris
Lineage: Eukaryota; Fungi; Ascomycota; Pichiomycetes; Serinales; Metschnikowiaceae
Exons: 1
Coding region: 1-1185 (394 amino acids)
Source: RefSeq, a predicted model, not a curated record